AUGGCUGCUGAUGACAAGGUCGACGUGAUUUCCAAGAAGGAGACGAAGGAGAAGGAUAAGAAGAAAGAGAAGAAGGAGAAGUCAGAUAAGAAAGACAAGAAAGACAAGAAAGAAAAGGACAAGGACAAGAAGCGCAGCGACACUGAAGGCGUCCACAAGGACAAGAAAGACAAGAAGAAAGAUAAAAAGGACAAGGAGAAGCUUGCGCGUGCCCUCGAGGCUCAUCUUGCCGCAAAGAAGAACGAGGAAACAGCCCUUGUUCACAAGACCGAUAGCGAUGAUGAGAGUGAGGAGACCGUCCAGAUUGCCGGCAAUCUUGUUCCCUUCGCUCUUCCUCUUGCCGACGCCAAGACCCACAAGAAGAUUUACAAGCUCAUCAAGAAGGGUGCCAAGUUGAAGGCCAUCAGCCGCGGUGUCAAGGAGUGCGAGAAGACGAUCAAGAAGUGCCCCCCGAAGCCGGUCAGCGCGGGCCAAACGGAGGCUCCUGGUGUCGUCGUCAUUGCCGGUGACAUCUCGCCGAUUGAUGUCAUCACCCACUUCCCGAUUCUUUGCGAGGAACACGGCGUCCCCUACGUCUUUGUCAAGUCGCGUGCCGAGCUCGGCAUGGCCGCAUGCACCAAGCGUGCCACCUCGGUCGUCAUGCUUAAGACCGAGUGCAAGAAGUUAGCCAGUGACAACAAGACCGACAAGAAGCCUGAGGAGGAUGCUGAGGACCUCAAGGCUACCCAGGCCGAGUACCUCGACGGUUUGAAAGAGCUGGUGAAGAUUGCGCAGAAGGAGUGGGAGGUGCAGGUGCAGCCGUGGGUUAAGGGCAUCCACCCGCUGCAGAUCGAGGAGAAGCAGAAGCAGUCGGGCAUGUCCUAG
Molecule: messenger RNA, 864 nt
Organism: Thermochaetoides thermophila DSM 1495
Lineage: Eukaryota; Fungi; Ascomycota; Sordariomycetes; Sordariales; Chaetomiaceae
Product: ribonucleoprotein complex-like protein
Exons: 2
Coding region: 1-864 (287 amino acids)
Biological process (GO): ribosome biogenesis
Cellular component (GO): nucleolus; ribonucleoprotein complex
Molecular function (GO): RNA binding
Source: RefSeq, a predicted model, not a curated record